AUGGGUGAAGAGGCGCCGUUCGACACUCGCCUGGCCCUUGCCGUCGGGGGAGAUGUAGACGCUUUCGUUGCUAGAAAGAGGAAGCAACCCGCCGAGUUCCAUAUCCUGUUACCUUCCCACGCGGAGGAGGAGCCAGGAAGAUCAUGGCGGGAAGAUCAAGGGCCGGGAAGGCUGACGCUUAGGAGCGACGCUGCUGCCAAAACUACCGACGCCGACGGCACUGGAACAAGGAAGAAACUGCGCCUCACCAAGGAGCAGUGGGACUUUCUCGAUAACCGUUACAGGGAAAACAGCGCCCUCACUCCGGCAUGGAAAACCCUUACAAAACUCUUCAACCUCGAAUCAUUAAAAAUGACUUAAACGUAAGUCCAGCUUAUUAAUGAUGGUUGAUUUUGCAGAUGCAAAAACCAGAACUCGCGGACCUGCUAAACCUUCGUCCCCGGCAGGUUGAAGUCUGGUUCCAGAACAGAAGGGCAAGGUUAGAUAUAUUUAACGAACUUUGAUCAUGUAUCCGCACUGAAAUGCAUCAGAUGAACUGACAAUACUAACCUAAUUUUCGAAUAAUCUCAUAUAAUUUGGGAAAUUAAACCGAUGAUUACAUACGAUAGUAUUCCGGCUCAUUGGCAAUCGCCUUUGGGUUGGACAGUCUGAUCAAGUUACAUGUUCCGAAGAUAUCUACACUGAUGUGGAGUGUGAGAAUGUUACUACAUUAUUUAGAUGGAAAAUAACUUUUUUUUAUUAAAAGAUAUCAUUAAACUCAAUGUCGAACGUCUUCGAAUUGGACAAUAUGCUUAUUCAUGGUGAUCUUUUAUUUUACCGCACGGCGAGGAGGGGUGAGCACACAUAACCCGCGAAUUGUAGAGGAAUUAGGUGAGCUUGAGUUAUUGCUGCGGAUGCAGGACGAAGCUGAAGCAGAAAGAGCUCGACUGCGAAUUCUUGAAGAAGUGUUGCGAGAGCUUAACUGAAGAGAACCGGCAGCUCAAGGAGGAGCUGCAGGAGUUGAGGUCGGUCAAACAGUCGCCAACGGUUGUCGUGCGACUCCCCAAGACAACGACAUUGACUAUUUCGCCCUCACAUGAAAGACUAUCCGCUGGUGACGACAAGAUCGCCUCCCCUGGCUUCGAUGGCAAGACGGAGGAGAGGUCCAGACCUGUGAAAGCUUCAUGCCUGGAGAGAUAA
Messenger RNA from Spirodela intermedia, 1179 nucleotides. Lineage: Eukaryota; Viridiplantae; Streptophyta; Magnoliopsida; Alismatales; Araceae. The record is from the annotation of a GenBank genome assembly.